Messenger RNA from Eruca vesicaria subsp. sativa (arugula), 312 nucleotides. The record is from the annotation of a GenBank genome assembly. Lineage: Eukaryota; Viridiplantae; Streptophyta; Magnoliopsida; Brassicales; Brassicaceae.
AUGGGAACAUCUCUGGUACCACUUGGCCUCCAAGAUCUCACACUUGCAAUUUCUGCCACCGUGAGUUCCAUUCUGCUGAAGCCUUGUGCGGUCACGAAUGUCCACCGCUGUGACUUUAAGGCUCAUCAAGUCAAAGCCUUAGAGAAGGACACUAAUGGGAACAACUCUAGUACCACUUGGCCUCGAAGAUCUCACACUUGCAAUUUCUGCCGCCGUGAGUUCCGUUCUGCUGAAGCCUUGGGCGGUCACAUGAAUGUCCACCACCGUGCCUCUAAGGUUCAUCAAGGUCUUGUGGUUGCGGUUGCUGAUUGA